UGAAGGUCUUAUGUAAAAAUCAGACAUUGAUAAAAACUCAAAGAGAACGAGCAGUGCCAAUAGAGAAACGUUUUACCAACUUUUGUUAGUGUUUUCAAAAUGAACGGCGAAAAGGCGGAAGAAAGGCGAAAUAAUCCCAGGCAAAGUGCAAGUCUAAUUUCUAGAAUAACUUUUUGGUACACUUACGACUUGUUUAAAAUAGGAUAUAAACGAGAGGUCGAAGAAAAGGAUUUGUAUGAAGUGCUUCCUCAAUUCAACACGUCCGAACUUGGAGAUCAUAUGGAACGCGAAUGGAAUCAAAAUAAAGAACAUAGGAAUGCUAUGUUUUUAGUUUUGUGGAAAAUGUAUGGCAAGUAUUACUGCACACUUAGUGUAACGAUGCUCUUUACAAUUGUACUUAACGUUGUCCGCCCCAUAAUCUUUGGCAAACUGGUUUUCUUUUUCACUCCUGGACAACAAAGCCUAACUAAAGCAGAUGCCUUGCUUUACACUGCAAUUUUGCUUGUGCUUCAACUAGUUGAUGUCAUUUGUAGACAAAAUUACAUUUUCUUAACGGAAAAUUUAAUCAUCAAAAUUCGCACUGCGUUUUGUUCAUUGAUUUUUCGAAAAUUUCUUACGCUUCCAGUAAGUUGUUUACACCACGUUAGCUAUGGCAAUGUUGCAAAUUUGAUAACAAGAGACAUCGGUGCAUUUGAUCAGUUCUUCCUUCACUUCACUUACGGUUGGUCUGGAAUCAUCGUUACUCUAAUUUCAUGUUACAAUAUGUAUCGACGUAUUGGUUGGCCAGCUGCCGUGGCAAUUCUUGCAUUUGCUGUAUUCAUUCCUCUUCAGGUUCUUGCAGGAAUAUGGAUCGCUUCACUCAAGAGAGAGACAUCUAAGAAAACAGAUAAAAGACUUCAAAAAUUUAAGGAAGUUUGUUCAAACAUUAGAAGCACAAAAAUGUAUGUUUGGGAAAAGUACGUGAAAAACAAAAUAUCUUUGGCAAGAAAGGAAGAAAUGACUAUUCUAUUUAAAAUUUUUAUUUUGUUAUUUCUGUCUAUUGCAACGGGAAUCAUAGUCGUCAACGUAACAUUUUAUUUUGUUGUAAUGAUUAAUAUUUGGAUUGAUCAAAUUAUAACGGCGGAAGUUAUGUACUUCAUCAAUGGUACCUUCUUGACUCUCACUUUUAUCAUGACAAUAUCAUUUCCCUUUGCAACAUUUAGUUUAUCCCAAGCGAUUACUGCCAUUAAAAGAAUGCAAACUUUAGCUCAUACAUUAGAAACGCAUAGCAAAGGAACGUGUCGCACACUUAAAACAGAAACACCAGAAGUCGAAUUUUCAAAUGUGACAGUUAUAAUCGACAAUAAAACAAUUUUCGAAAAUGUUAGCAUUCAUGUUUUUUCAGGACUAACUCUAAUAACCGGACCUACCGGUAGCGGUAAAAGUGUAUUUCUUUUGACAAUUUUGAAAGAGUUUGAAAUAUCCGAUGGAAAAUUAUUUGUUCAGGGGAGAUUGUCUUACGCAUCACAGGAACCUUGGCUAUUUCCUGCUAGUAUCAAACAAAAUAUACUUUUCGGAAACAAUUAUAAUCAUAAACGCUAUCAAGAAGUUUUGCAUGUUUGUGAUUUAAAUUAUGAUUUAGAUUUACUAGAAAAUGGUGAUUCCACUGUAGUAGUCGAUGGUGGAGUUAACCUAAGCAAAGGACAACGAAGUAGGAUUAAUUUAGCAAGGGCUAUAUAUCAAAACAGCGAUAUUUAUUUAAUAGAUGACUGUCUGUCUAGUUUGGAUCCUUUAGUUUCUAACCAUAUUAUUACAAAUUGUAUUUUAAAGCUUUUGCGUAACAAAUUAGUUUUUCUCGUGAGCCAUCAUUCGGAUUUAAAACAUCAUGCUGCGAACAUUCUAAACCUUCAUAAUCAUUCGGAUUUAAAACAUCAUGCUGCGAACAUUCUAAACCUUCAUAAUGGAAAUGUAAACACACGGAAAAAUUAUUUAUCGGAUGAUGUAGAAAGUGACAAUCCAAAUAUCACUCCACGUAUUCCCAACACUUUAAUAACAACUGACAUAACUACUUCCAUUGAUUCUGAAAGAGAGAAAUUGAACGAAACUACAAAAACAAAUAAAAUUUAUGGUGAAAUAAACAAAUCGGGUUCGGUCCCUUUAAAGGUUUACACCGAAUAUAUACGCUUGGGAGGUGGAGCUGCUACGUUUUUAAUAAUUUUUUGUAUUUUUAUUGUAACUCAAUUAUUAGUAAGCUACAAAGAUAAAUUAAUAAGUAACUGGGUAAACUUGGAAGACAAAAUUUCUCGAAAUAAUCAUACUGUUGGCAACGUAUCAUACCUACAUCUUGUAGAAGAUCGUAACCACCUUUUGCGUCACUACACCGGUGCUGUUGUGGGACUGUCUGUCGCUAUAUUGAUUAGAGGGUGGGCACUGUUUCAAUUUUCAAGAAGAAUAUCACUGAGUUUACACAAAAGAAUGUUGAACUGUGUUAUUGGUGCUUCUCUUCAAUUUUUUGACACAACGUUUUUAGGAAAUAUUGUGAAUAGAUUUUCGAAAGACCUUGACAGUGUCGAUGAAAAUAUCCCAUUCCCUCUAAACAAUUUGAUAUCUAUCGUCUUUGAAACUGUUGGAAGUAUUGUACUGAUUUCCUCGACCAACAGACGACUACUUUUACCAAUCGCUUUACUUUUUGUGAGCCUAAUAUUUUUGCGAUGUGUUUACAUAAAAUCAGGAAGACCGCUGAAAAGGCUAGAUGUCUCAACUAAGAGUCCUGUGCUUGGAUAUCUAAACGCCACAUUAGAAGGAGUGCCAACUAUAAAGGCUUUCGGUGCACAAAAAAUUGUCACGAAGGAAUUUGAGACACACCACAACCUUUAUAAUUCGGCGUCGUAUUCAUACACCGCCAAUUUGAAAGCUUUUGUGUUUGUGGCAGACGUGUUUGCAUCCAUCUUCAUCGUUGUGGUUAUUUUGCAAUUUAUUUUUGACAGAGACGUGCUACCUGGAAACUUUGGAUUGGCAAUUUCACAGUCUUACGCAAUUUAUAAUGUAAUUUUCUACGGAAUGCAGAAGUGGGUCGAUUUAGAAACACAAAUGACUUCAGCGGAACGUGCUAUGGAAUAUACAACCAUACAGAAAGAGUCUGAAUCUGGAUUAGAAAUCGAGAAUUGGCCAAAUCUCGGUGAAAUUAAGUAUGAAAAUGUGUGCCUCUCUAUGAAUAAGUCUGACUCAUACAUAUUAAAAAAUAUAAAUUUUCAUAUUAAACCUAACGAAAAGUUGGGAAUUGUGGGGCGUACAGGAGCUGGUAAAUCGUCAAUUAUAUCAGCGCUUUUUCGUUUGUACGAAAUUAAAGGAAGAAUCACAUUAGACGGGGUCGAUAUUAAAACGCUUUCAUUACAUUUUCUUAGAUCGAAUAUUUCUGUAAUUCCCCAAGAUCCCCUCUUGCUUAGCGAAACACUACGGGAUAAUAUAGAUCCAGAGCAAGUACACACAGACGAAGAAAUCUGGAAUGCUUUACGUACUGUGGGAAUGAACAAAAUUAUUUCAACGUUAAAUGCUAACAUUAAGAAAUUUGAGUUUAGUUGCAGUCAGAAUAGAUUACUGUGUUUAGCUAGGGUGUUAAUAAAAAAGAAGAAAAUAUUAGCUGUCGACGAAAUAGUCGAACACGUGGACACUAAGACAGAAAACUUAAUUUAUAAUAUUAUCAAUGAACACUUUAAAUUUUGUACUGUUAUUAAAAUAGCACACAGAUUAAAAUUUGUUCUAGAUUGCGACAAAGUGUUAGUGCUGGAUAACGGCAGCGUUGUUGAAUAUGAUAGUCCAGAAACUUUGCUGAAAAAUCAAAAUGGUUUGUUUUAUAAGAUAUAUCAACUGCUGCUAUGGACGUUGGAAUAUCAACUGAAAUGUCUUCUGUUAGUGUUACUUGAUUGUCCAAAGCAGAGUAUGAGUAUUUUCCAUGCCGGCAACUAG
Zophobas morio is the source of this 3945-nucleotide messenger RNA. RefSeq names its product ATP-binding cassette sub-family C member 4-like. The record is from RefSeq and is a predicted model, not a curated record. The transcript is spliced from 10 exons. Gene Ontology annotation, molecular function: ABC-type transporter activity; ATP binding; ATP hydrolysis activity. Gene Ontology annotation, cellular component: membrane. Lineage: Eukaryota; Metazoa; Arthropoda; Insecta; Coleoptera; Tenebrionidae. The coding region runs from base 100 to 3945 and encodes 1281 amino acids. Gene Ontology annotation, biological process: transmembrane transport.